This is a messenger RNA of Phlebotomus argentipes, 1301 nucleotides long. RefSeq lists its product as uncharacterized. Lineage: Eukaryota; Metazoa; Arthropoda; Insecta; Diptera; Psychodidae. The transcript is spliced from 4 exons. Bases 576 to 1301 code for a protein of 241 amino acids. The record is from RefSeq and is a predicted model, not a curated record.
CAGCUGCGCGUGUGGCAGCCCGAAUUAUCAAUGGCCCUCUUUUGUGAAAAAUGAAUCUGAGAAGAAGCCUGAAAAGUCACCCUAGAAAUUAUCUUAUGUUCAAUUUAUAGUUCAAACUCACUCGCGUGAUGCCCAGUGAAUGCAAUAGUGCUGAAUUUGCGUGAAAUUGUGCGUGUUCAGAGGUCGUGCGGAGGGAUUAGAGCGAAUUUUCACUCCACGCCUUUCUUUUGUCUUUCACGGAAAAGUCCUCCUCUUCCACCCACCCUCCCCCUCACACAGCGACUUCAUUCUUCCCGUGGGCGACGAGGCCACACAUCCAGAGUUGAUUCCCCCGCACGCCUGUCCCUGAGGAUCUGCUGUGUUACUUUUUGAGAGACAACGUCUGAAUCAGUUUCUUUGUGUUGCAUCACAGAGUGAGGAAAACUGACAAGAAAUUCACGAGUGAAAGUGAAUUUAAAAGUGAAGAGAGAAGAGCCAGAAGGAAGGCAAGGAGACUGAGAAAGAGCGAAUUCCACAAGAGAUUUACGGUUCUGACGAGAGGACAAGACACGGUCUCGCAGGUCAACAAGGCGAAAAUGGCGUCAAGCGCGAGUUGCUGCGGUACAAAGAAGCAAAAGCUGAACCAGCCCAAUAACUACUCCCAUCAGAAUGGACAUGGUUCAACAAAUGGGCACAGCAAUGGGGAGCUCGUGGAGAGUGUCGCAUCUCCAGACAUGUGCUUCUUCUGCUUCGAAGUGCUUUACUGCGAGCUGAACAACAUCGAAGGUCCUGCGGAUCCCCUGUUCACCAAUGAAGCGUUCCCAUUGUUUGUGACCUGGAAGAUCGGACGCGACCGCAGACUUCGCGGUUGUAUAGGAACAUUCAGCGCUAUGCACUUACACUCAGGACUCCGUGAAUAUGCAAUAACAAGUGCUCUCAAGGAUUCGAGAUUUUCGCCAAUUACCCGUGAUGAAUUUCCAAGACUGACCGUUUCCGUAUCAAUUCUUCAGGGAUUCGAAGAGGCUCGAGGAUACUUAGACUGGGUUCUAGGCGUUCACGGUAUCCGGAUAGAGUUCCUGAACGAGCGCGGCUGCAAGCGCACCGCCACGUACUUGCCGCAAGUGGCGACAGAGCAGGGCUGGGAUCAGACGCAGACCAUCGACUCGUUGCUGCGAAAGGGCGGCUUCCGUGCCCAGAUCACCCCCGAGAUUCGGCGCGGCAUCAAGCUGACGCGCUACCGAUCGCAGGAGGUGCACAUGACGUACAACGAGUACCGUGAGAUUCUCGAGAGACAAUCACAGUACGGCAAAAUGCAAUGCUAA